AUGACAGUUGACAAGUGACGUUGUCUACGUCACGGUCACGUCACAACGUUGAAGUGAAAGGGUGAAGUGAGUGAAGUAUUCGCUAUUCGGCAAUAAACAACUAUCAGCUGAGUAAGCUGGGGCCAGAGUCCAAUUUAUUCUAAGAAACAACAAUGAUUCGGAAGGCCGGCUGUGCAGUGCAGACUUUAUGUGGCAACAAGGCAUUUACUCUUGAGACGUAUGCCUCCUCCUUGCAUGUUAGCUGUUGCUACUCCUCAGCUAAGGCCCCUCAGGCCCAGAAUCUUCCACACCUGCCUGUGCCUAAACUCGGUGACACUCUCACCAAGUAUCUGAAGUCUGUAAGACCCCACCUCAAUGAUGAGGAGUUUGCCGUCACUUCCACUCUGGUCAAAGACUUUGGAGCCGCCGGCGGCAUUGGACAAAAAUUACAGUCAUUACUGGAGAAGCGUGCCGAGCAGCACACGAACUGGCUGGCCGACUGGUGGCUGUCGAGCGCGUACCUCGAGUAUCGCGACCCGGUGGUGGUCUACUCCAGCCCGGGGCUCGUGUUCCCCUUCCGGACGUUCCAAUCAGAGCAGGACCAGCUCAACUACGCGGCUAAAACUGUCAUGGCCGCUCUAGACUAUAAGGCACUGAUUGAUGACAAUGCGAUUCCCGUUGAAAUGAUGGGCAAAAGUCCGUUGGACAUGUCACAGUAUAAGAAAAUAUUUGGAACCUGCCGGAUACCAGGAGAAAAGAAAGACAGAUUAUCCUUUAACGAUAGCAAGCACAUUACUGUUUUACACAACAACCAUAUAUUUCACGUAGAUCUGUGGGGUGAAGACGGAAAAAGACUGAAUGAAAAACAAAUUGCGGAACAACUAAAAAAAGUUAAAGACGCGUCUAAAACUCCAGCUGAGAAUCCCGUCGGAAUCUUAACUUCUGAGAACCGAAACGCCUGGGGAAGAGCUUACGAAAUUAUGAAAAAAGACAGCCUGAACGCGUCCUCACUAGCGGACGUGGAGCGCAGCCUGGCGGUACUCUGCCUGGACGCGGCGGCGGGGCUGCGGGGCGCGGGGGGCAAGGACCGCCAGCAGAACAUUGCCGCCGCGCAGACGAUACACGGUGGCGGCUCGCGUGCUAAUGGCGGCAACCGCUGGUUCGACAAGACUAUACAGUUCAUAGUGGGCGCGGACGGCGUGACGGGGCUCACGUACGAGCACUCGCCGGCGGAGGGGCAGCCCAUCGCCGUCAUGACCGACUUCAUCAUCGACUACAUCGACAAGAACAAAUCUAGCGAUCAAGCUGCGUCAUCAAGUCCGCUGCAGCCGGUGGCGUUGAAGUUCAACGUCAACGACGACGUCAAGGCCAGCAUAAACACCGCUAAGGACAACCUCGACAGGCUGGUGGCGGACCUGGAGCUGAACUGCUUCACGUUCGACAAGUACGGCAAGAGCUUCAUCAAGUCGCAGAAGAUGAGCCCCGACAGCUACCUGCAGAUGGCCAUGCAGUACGCCUUCUACAGACUGCACAAAACACCGGGCGCGCACUACGAGUCGGCAGCCACACGCAUGUUCGCGGGCGGCCGCACGGAGACCAUCCGCUCCUGCUCCGUGGAGUCGGUGGAGUUCGCGCGCGCCAUGCUCGGCCCCGCGCCGCCGAAGGAAAAGGUGGUGGCUAUGCAGAGGGCUGUUAAUGCGCAUAAGAACUAUACUGUGCAGGCUCUCCAAGGGCUGGGCGUGGACCGGCACCUCCUGGGGCUGAAGCUAGUCGCCAUUGAGAACGGCAUCGACCUGCCCAAGCUGUACCUCGACGCCGGAUACGUCAAGAGCGCACACAUGAGAUUGUCUACUAGUCAGGUGGCGUGUCGGUGCGACGGGUUCAUGUGCUACGGGCCGCUCGUGGCGGACGGGUACGCGACGUGCUACAACCCGCGCGAGCGCGACGUCAACUUCGCCACGUCGGCCUUCAACUCGCACCCCGCCACCUCCUGCCAGAGCUACCGCGCUGCUCUAGAAGACUCACUCAAGGACAUGCAUGAUGUGCUGCUAAAGGCCACGCCCUCCAAAUUGUAGGGAAACAAACGAACGAUACGACUGAAGAGCGCGGGUGUGCUGCUGCAAGCCACGCCCUCCAAACUGUAGAGAAAGAAUAAGAUACGACUGAGGUGAAGAGCGCGGGAAGGAGUUAAUGUUAAAGUACUGAUAUGCUGCUGUAAGCCACGCCCCCCCAAAAUGUAGUUGCAGGAAGUAAACGAACGAUACGACUGAGGAGCGCGGGAAGGAGUCAAUUCUAAUGUACUGAUAGACUUGAGCAGUCAGUUGUAAUAGGCAUUGUUGCGAGUGUUAGAUUAUUGAAAAGCGUUUAAGCGAUCACUGCGAAUGGUAUAUAUUCUACAGAGUGCUCUGAUCUAGUUAUCAGUUACCUUUGAAAAUAUGUUUUAUUAAUUAUGUAUUAUUGUUACUAUUGUAACUGUAUUUUAACUCUGGUAUUAAUAGCAAUAAAAUAAGUCUUCGCUCUCUUCCUGCCAAUCUAAUUGAACUGUUGAAAUUAUUCUAAUUGUAAGUAUGUAUAAAAGUUUCGUUUUUAAGAUAAUAAAUGUAUUUUGUAUA
Molecule: messenger RNA, 2591 nt
Organism: Plutella xylostella (diamondback moth)
Lineage: Eukaryota; Metazoa; Arthropoda; Insecta; Lepidoptera; Plutellidae
Gene: CRAT
Product: Carnitine O-Acetyl-Transferase
Biological process (GO): carnitine metabolic process, CoA-linked
Cellular component (GO): peroxisome
Molecular function (GO): carnitine O-acetyltransferase activity
Source: RefSeq, a predicted model, not a curated record